AUGGCCGCAUCGCUCAUGCACCGAUGGCUGCGCCAGAACAUACAGCCCUAUGCUCACCAGGACGUCGUCUUCCCAGACGUCGCCGCCGCGCUCGCCCGCUAUCCCACUCUCCGUCCGAAAACAGACGUCUACACAUACGAUGACGGGCGCACGCAGCUUCUGCUCUGUCUCCACGGCCUUGUCCCGAUUUCCUUUCGUGGGGCGGCAUACAACAUCCCGGUGGCAGUCUGGCUGACGAGAGAGCAUCCUCGCGAGCCGCCCAUCGCAUACGUCGUGCCCACCGCAGACAUGCUCGUUCGCCCCGGAUCUGACGUGGACGUGAGCGGCAAGUGUCACAUACAGUACCUCUCCAAUUGGGAGCACAAACCCGAAGGCUGCAACCUAACCGCGUUGUUCGAAGCCAUGCGGGACGCCUUCUCGCACCUUCCUCCCGUCUACGCUAAACCAAAACCCGUCGCUGCGCCCCAGCCCACCCGCGCAGCCACCACCGGACCCGACUACUCCGACAGACCCCCGCCCCCGCUGCCACCUGCCACGCCGUCCCAAUCCGUUCCUCCCGCACCGGCCCCCGAGCACAACGAUGGGCGCCCUCCUCUCCCUGCCAAACCCGGAGCACCCGCUGUCAGCGCCACCGCGGCUCCGCACGCCAGAACACAAGGCGUCCCCCGAUCUCCCACUCUCCUCGCCACGCCCGCUCUCGCCCUGCGUCCGCCGCCGCCUCUGCCCCCACACACUCCACCGGCAGAACCCCCGCUGCUACGCCACCCAAGUUCGCCGGUCCCACCCACGUACACGCCGCGCGCUCAGUCCGACGUGCCGCGUCCUCAGGCUCCUCCCCAGCUCCCUUCUGCUGCAUCUCCACGGCCCACUCCUCCACUGCAUCAGCCCGCACGCGCCGUCGCUUCUUCCUCUCCGCCCCCGCUGCCCCCUCUGCCAAAUGUCGCGUCCCCCGUGGGUCUCCCGCAGCACAUGUACCCCACGUUCCCGACGCUGCACUCACCCGCGCCCUCCUUGCCCCCGCCCUUCCUCUCCCCGCAGUCCACCGACCGUGCUGCACCACCGAUCCCUUCAAUGCCGCUUCAACACACCUCGCCGCCCGCGCCAUCGAUUCCCCCACCGGACCUGCUCGACGCCGACGACACCACCAGCGGCCCGCCCCUGCCCUCAUCCACGUCCCCCCCACCGCCCGGGCCCGCGCCGCCUCGCCCUCCAAACCCAGAGCUGCUCCGGCUGCACGCCUCCGUGCACGCGCGGUUCACGUCCGAGCUCCACGCGCUCACCCACGCGCUCUCGCGCGACGCGGAGCGCCUGCGCGCACAGCAGGCGGACCUCCUCGCGGGCGAGCCCGCGCUGCGCGACGAGAUGGGCCGCCUGCGCGCGGUGCGCGACGUGUGUGAGGGGGUGGCGGCGCGCCUGCGCGGCGCCGUGGAGCGCGGCGAGCGCAGCGUCGCCGAGCUCCGGAGGAAGGGCGACCCCGAGGUGGACGAGCUCGUGUGCUCGACGACGAUCGUGUACAAUCAACUCAUCAACCUCGUCGCGGAAGAUAACGCGAUAGAGGACACGAUCUACCACCUGCACCGCGCGCUCAACACCGGACGAAUAGACCUCGAGCGUUUUCUAAGGACGACGCGCGUGCUUGCGGAAGAGCAGUUCAUGAAGCGCGCGCUGAUAGAGAAGAUCGAGGCCGGGUUGCCGCGCGACACCGCCGCCGCGGCGCCGUGGGGCGUCGUCCCAGACUUUGCGAGCUGGAGCUGA
Messenger RNA from Sparassis crispa, 1755 nucleotides. RefSeq lists its product as hypothetical. Gene Ontology annotation, molecular function: ubiquitin binding. The record is from RefSeq and is a predicted model, not a curated record. The transcript is spliced from 6 exons. Lineage: Eukaryota; Fungi; Basidiomycota; Agaricomycetes; Polyporales; Sparassidaceae. Gene Ontology annotation, biological process: protein modification process; endosome to lysosome transport; protein transport. Gene Ontology annotation, cellular component: ESCRT I complex. Bases 1 to 1755 code for a protein of 584 amino acids.